Messenger RNA from Tilletiopsis washingtonensis, 2216 nucleotides. Its product is annotated as alpha/beta-hydrolase. Lineage: Eukaryota; Fungi; Basidiomycota; Exobasidiomycetes; Entylomatales. The transcript has 4 exons. The record is from RefSeq and is a predicted model, not a curated record. Bases 377 to 2059 code for a protein of 560 amino acids.
UCUCGUCGUUUCGCUACCUUCCCGGACACACGCCCGAGCCAUCGUAGCUCGUCCGCUCCACAUACUUUCCACGCUGCCAGCCAGCUCUGCUCUCUCCCACGCUGCGCGUGAUUUGCCCGUUUCCUCGCUGCACCCUCGGAUCCCCGGGCGUGUCAACGCCUUCGCUGCGACGCUACUUCAGCGCCGAGCAUCCAUCAAGCCCUCGUCUCUGAGCUGCGCUCGGGCCGUUCGCCGAACCCUGCCUCUCUCAAGCCUGUCUGCGACCCUAGUCGCUGCCACGCCGAGCCCGGCACGCCUCGUCAAGAUUCCCGCUCGCUAUAAUACGCCGCUCCUCCCGCCCGUCGCUCUAAUCUCACCCUCCCAGCCACUCCUAAUCAUGUUCCUCCCUCCCUUUCUCCUUCUCCUCACCGCGCUCCUUGCGCACGCCGGUCCGGUUCUCCACCGCGAUGCGCCCCUCACGGUCUCGACGCCGCUCGGCGACAUUGCCGGCGCCGCGGCCGACGGCGCUCAGCGCUUCACCAUUCCUUUCGCCCAGCCGCCGGUCGAUGCACUGCGCUUCGCGAACCCGCAGCCCAUCACGGCGUUCGCUGCGAGCGGCACGUACGACGGCACCUUCAAGCCCGCCGGAUGCUACCAGUACGACGACGACCCGCGCGGUGUGCAGGAGCCGUCGGAGGACUGCCUCUACAGCCAGCUCUACCGCCCGGCGACGGUCAGCUCGGGCGCCAAGCUUCCGAUCCUGGUCUGGGUGCACGGCGGCUCGGGCGUCGCAGGUUCCAGCACGGCGUCCGGUCUUGAUGCGUCGGGCUUCGCGAGCCGCAACAACGUCAUCGUCGUGGUGCUGCAGUAUCGUCUCGGUCUCUUCGGCUGGCUGCAGUCCAACACCACGCUCGACGAGGCCGCCGGCGGCGCUCCGGGCGGCGACAAGGUGGCGGGCAACAUGGCGCUGCGCGACGUCGUCGCUGCUCUGACGCAGCUGCGUGCGCUCGCCGCUUCGUUUGGCGGCGACGCGGGCAGCGUCACCGUCAUGGGCCAGAGCAGCGGCGCACAGAUGGUGCGUGCGCUGCUGACGCUGCCGGCGGCACAGCCGCUCUUCCAACGCGCCGUGCUCGUCUCCGACACGGCCUACUACGGCAUGGCGACGCAGACGGACCACAAUGCGCUCGGCGGCGGCGCCAUGGCGCUCCUCGGAUGCACCGACAUCGCCUGUGCGCGCGGCAAGACGAAGAGCGAGAUCCUCGCGGCCAGCACCGAGGUGUUCAGCACCGUGCCGCAGGCCAAUCCGGCAGUGUCUGGCGGCACGCCGUGGCGCCCAAUGCUCGGCGACUACUUCCCUUCCAGCAUCACCUCGGGCGGCAAGACGAGCAAGGCGGUGCUCAUCUCGACGGUCGCCAACGAGGCCGGCGCCACCGCCGGCGCUCUCUUCCUUCCCAGCCACGCCGGCUCCACGAUCCUCACGCUGCGGCAAGGCAACUACCCGGUGCCUUAUUCCGUCGCUCUCGGUCUCAUCUUCAACGCCGGUCGAGGAGAUGCCCUCUCCCUCCUGGCGCCGUACGCUACGAACGGCACCACGGAGGACGAGACGCGCUCGCAGUUCGAGCUUGGCGGCACCGACGGCCUCUGGCGAUGCUCGAGCCAGCGCAACGCCCGUGCCCUCGCCAGCGCUGGCACGCCCGUCUGGCUGGCUCAGCACGACGUCGGCGCGCGCUACAUCUCCAACGCCGACAAUGACUACUGCACCAAGUCGGACAGCCACGUCUGCCACGAGGACGACAUUUACCUCAUCUUCGGCACCACGCCCUCUCCCACCUCGGCACAGCAGGCCGCCUCGACGCAGAUGCAAUCCCGCCUUACUGCCUUUGCGCGCACCGGCUCGCCCAACGCCGCCGGCUACGCGACGUGGUCGCGCGUCACCAGUGCGUCGCGCCUCAACAUGCUCCACUACGCCUCGAGCGGCGACAGCAGCCUCGUCGACGUGCAGCAUGCGGCGCAGUGCGCCCCGCGCAGCAUGUGGGGCAGCAAGAUCAAGUACGACUGGCAGAUGUACGAGACGAAAUGACUCCCUCGCCCCCGCCCGCGACCCAAGCGACCCAGCAAGGGUCGUCGACCCGCCGACUUGGCGCGCUACUUGGACCGUAUACGAGCUCGACUUCCCAUCUUUUGGAUACGCACCCUUACUAUGCCGUGGCGAGCCGCGUAGAUCGUGCGUCGCUGUG